Galeopterus variegatus (Sunda flying lemur) is the source of this 1094-nucleotide messenger RNA. RefSeq names its product F-box protein 48 (gene FBXO48). The record is from RefSeq and is a predicted model, not a curated record. Gene Ontology annotation, cellular component: SCF ubiquitin ligase complex. Lineage: Eukaryota; Metazoa; Chordata; Mammalia; Dermoptera; Cynocephalidae. The coding region runs from base 247 to 714 and encodes 155 amino acids. Gene Ontology annotation, biological process: SCF-dependent proteasomal ubiquitin-dependent protein catabolic process. The transcript has 4 exons. Gene Ontology annotation, molecular function: protein binding.
GAUCCCUCCCUCCGAGUGACAGUUGAAAGGGGGAUGAGCUCUUACCUAACCGGAAAGGUGGUAUUUGCAAGCACCUACGCAUUAGCUACGGCAGAUUUAUGAUUGUCACAAAGUGAAAAUGAAGAACUUAAUGACAAGGCUUCAGUUACCACAGAACAAGCAACCAAGAGUUUAAUAGGAUUGACUCAGCACAUCUCAAAAGUACUUUCAGUUACAUAUGAGGAUAAUUUAUUAAAACAUCAAGCUAUGCAGAAAAACUCCAAGAGGAACAAUAAUUCAAGAGUUUCUGACAUAGAAUUGAAUUCUGUGGAUGCUGAGAAGGGAAAAAACGAGAGUCAAAACAACUUUGUUGAACUGCUGCCUCCAGAAGUAGCUCUUAAAAUUUUCACUCAUCUAGACAUUCGGAGUUUGUGCAGGGCUUCAGCAACAUGCUGGAGCUGGAAUUACACAAUAAGAAACAGUGACUUUUUAUGGAAACCUCACUGCUUGACUGUAAGAGCUGUGUGCCGAAGAGAAAUUGAUGAUGAUCUAGAAAGUGGCUAUUCCUGGAGGGUAAUACUACUGAGGAAUUACCAGAAGAGUAAAGUGAAACAUGAAUGGCUAAGUGGCAGAUACAGCAACAUAUGUUCUCCCAUUAGCCUACCAGAAAAAAUCAUGUACCCAAUGGAUGUGGACACAUGGGGGGAAAUUCUAGAAGCAGAACUGGAAAGAUAAGUGGAAAAAUCAAAUAGAUCUCAUAACUUUGAGAGUUUAAAAUUAAAAUGACUCCUAAGUUGCAGAAGGUGUAUCUUUAUCUGUCCAUUGUUUUUUUGUUCACCUUUUACAUAUUUAACAGGUAAAAAGUGAAGUAGAAAAUAUUAUAAAAGUAAAGCUUUAUUUUAUUUGCACUUUAGUAAAAAAUAUUUUUCUGGUUUAAUGUAAUGUGGAAAAAUCAUGAAAUGUUAUUUUUAUAGGAAUAUAAUGAUAGAGUGAUUUCAAAAUGUAUUGUUUCAUGUAUUACUGUUCGUAUAUCACAGAACUUUAAAUGAUAGAGUUUGAUUGGUAUUUUCUGCCUAAUGAUAAUUCAAAAAUUCUGAAAGCUACUUGAAGAACCU